This is a messenger RNA of Striga hermonthica, 1209 nucleotides long. Lineage: Eukaryota; Viridiplantae; Streptophyta; Magnoliopsida; Lamiales; Orobanchaceae. The record is from the annotation of a GenBank genome assembly.
AUGUGGGCCCACAUCCCGAAUCUCGAGUUCAACAUCAAGGACCACAACUCGGUUGAGAUGGGAAGGAAGGGCACAUACAUGGUGAAGAUAAAUUCUACCAGGCUGAGAUGGCUCGAGAUGCAGGACUUUGCGCCCACGGCAUCCUCGGUCGGGUUUCAAGUGCACGCAUCAUGCCUGACUUCGAGCCUUCGGGAGGUGAGGAUCUAUGGGUUCGGGUGUCGAGGUGUAGACGAUCUCACGAAAGAAGGUUUCUGGGAAGAAGAAACACAAGCCUCAGAUGAUUUCAGGGAAGAAAGAACACGAGCCUCAGACAUCAUCAACAGGGUUAUAUUGCGGCACAAGGCAAAAAGGGUGGAUACUUUAACACUCUCUUACGUCAACUGCAACGAGUAUCAACUGGACACGUUAAUUACAACUGCCAUCGACCGUAGCAUCCGGAAUCUUUAUCUUGAACAUAGUUUGGAUACAUUUCCUCGAUACCUCUUCAACUGCAAAACCAUUGUCGACUUAAAGCUUUAUAACUAUGGAGUGUCACUCUCUGCUGUGGACAAUGUCUCUCUGCCUAGCCUCAAGAAAUUUUAUGUUUCUAAUCUUGUGUGUGAGAAUGAUGAUGCACUUCCUCGCUUUCUUUCGGGUUGUCCGUCGCUCGAGGAGUUGAAUAUGGCAAUUCACUUUGGAUAUGAUUAUGUGGGCUGCAUAAAUAUAACAUCACCCACAAUAAAGACGCUUAAGCUCGAUAUUGACUAUAUCUUUCGUCCAUCUAACCUUGAAUAUAGGAUGAUAAUAAAUGCCCCGGCAAUUACGUAUCUCCAAGUGUAUGGCUAUGAUUUUGCUUUGGAAUGGAUAACAAUUCCUACAACCAUGAACUCCUUAGUUGAGGCGGAUAUCCACCUCAAACAUUAUUGGUUCUUCCUCUUUCAUGUCAAAACGUAUUACAAUUCCAUGGAGGUGGACUUUCUUCAUUCUCUGUGUUAUGUGAAGUGCCUAACAAUAUCAGGUCCCCGAACUCUUCCGCCGCCGCUACUGCCAUUGAGGUUGUCCGCUGAAAUUCGCGCGGCUAAGAGCCGCUGCCGCUGGGCGGCUGUUAUUAAAAAAAAAAUUGAGAUUGAAGCCGUGAAGCCGCUGCCGGAGAUUGAAGCCGCUACCGAUGCGGGAGAUUGGGAGGGUGUUGACGCCGGGAGGUGGAAGAGAGGAGAAUUCGGAUCUUAG